Messenger RNA from Bolinopsis microptera, 998 nucleotides. Its product is annotated as actin-related protein 2/3 complex subunit 3-like. Gene Ontology annotation, molecular function: actin filament binding. Lineage: Eukaryota; Metazoa; Ctenophora; Tentaculata; Lobata; Bolinopsidae. The record is from RefSeq and is a predicted model, not a curated record. Gene Ontology annotation, cellular component: Arp2/3 protein complex; cytoskeleton. Gene Ontology annotation, biological process: regulation of actin filament polymerization; Arp2/3 complex-mediated actin nucleation. The transcript is spliced from 7 exons. The coding region runs from base 64 to 609 and encodes 181 amino acids.
CAAAUAAUUUGAGUUUAGCAAGUGACAAGGUUUUCUAUUCUUGGAAAGGAUCUCCUCUACAUAAUGCCAGCUUAUCACUCCAAGUUUAAUGAUGAGGAGAGCCCGAUGAUUGGAAACAUUGCUUUCUUACCACUCCGUACUACUGUUAAGGGUCCUGCACCUCGUACAGCCUUCGCAGAUAGCGAAGAAGAUAUCAUAGACGAAACCCUCAACUACUUCAAAGCUAACGUGUUCUUCAAAAACUACGAAAUUAAGGGAACCUCAGACCGACUGAUGAUUUACCUGACCCUCUAUGCUACCGACUGUAUUGUUAAACUACAAAAGAGUCCCAGCAAGAACCAAGCUAUAAAGGACAUGUACUCUCUUGCUAUCUCCCGCUUUUCUCUUCCUGGAGAAGCUGGAUUUCCUCUUAACUCUGUAUAUGCUAGACCUCAAGGGGGAGAAGUCGAAAAGAUGAGGAGUUAUUUGACUCAGUGCAGACAAGAAUUAGGACAACGUAUGGUUGAAAAGGUAUUUGGUGACAGUGACAAGCCCAGCAAGUGGUGGACAUGCUUCUCCCGCAGAAAGUUCAUGGACAAAACCCUAACUCCUCUUGGACAACAUAUUUGAGAUUCUCGAUAUAAAACUGAGUUUUGUGAUAUUACAAUUCACCUCCUACAUGCACUGUUUUGUAAGACGAUUAAAGUAUCAUGAAAAUAAUGUAGAUUGGCAGUACUAGUGAACUGAGUUUUUAUUUUAUAUUUUCCACUGGUUAAAGGGGUCAAGGUUAAAAGUAGAUCUUCAGAAAUUGAUUAGUAGGUUUAAUGUUACGAUACCAAUUUGCUUUCACUUGUACCACUUUCACAACUAUGAACUAUCCAUAUUAUUUCAAUAUUGGGUUAAGUUUUGUUAAUUUCCGAAAUUUUCCAAUUGCUGACAAUCAAAUUAUUGUGUUAAGUGAUUGUUUUUAUGUGAUAAUAAUGUUUAUAUUGCAAUACAUAUUAUUUCUUGUCCUGUAA